Molecule: messenger RNA, 360 nt
Organism: Prorocentrum cordatum
Lineage: Eukaryota; Dinophyceae; Prorocentrales; Prorocentraceae
Source: the annotation of a GenBank genome assembly
AUGGGCGCCGCAGCGAGCGCCCACGAUGAGGCCUGCUUCGUACCCGUGGCCGUGCUCGCCUCCGACCUGACCCAGCUGCUGACAGAGCGGCCUCAGAAUACGCUGCCACUGUCGGACCUCGACGUGCUCCUCUCGGACAAAGUGAGGCAGCUCGCACAGGAGCACGGCGGACUGGCUGCCUGGUUGCGCUGCUUCCCGGGCUACUUCAAGCUCUCUGGGCAGGCGGGCAAGGAUUCCGUCUCGCUAGCCCCUGGCGUUCUGGACCCUGGCGGGGACGGGGACGGCGCGACUACGCCGCCGCAGACCGCUCGAUCCGAACCGCUCAUCACGCCGCUCAAGUCAGCUCCAGGACUUCGCUGA